AUGGCCAUGCCGCCCAACCACCAAACCCCCAUCCGAAUCGGCAAUGUUUCCGGCGCCACAGGCGACCACCCGCACGCGAUGUCGCGCAUGCUCCGGUCCGGAACUGUUGACGUGAUCACAGGCGACUGGCUCUCGGAGAUGAACAUUGCGUGGAACGCGAUCGAAAAGGAAGAGGUCGAUGCCGGGCUAGGGUACGAGAACGGGUUCUUCGAGCAACUGGACGAACGCUUGGACGAGGUCAUGCAGAGAGGCGUGAAAGUUGUUACGAAUGCGGGGGCUUUGAAUACAGCCGCGCUAUUCGAAAAGGUCAAAGACCUAUGCGAGAGGCGGGGUUACGGCGAUUGUGUGGUGGCGAUGGUUUUGGGGGAUGAUCUGUCGGAAUUGGUCAAGGGUGAGAAAGGGAGGGAGAAAAUUGUCCACUUGGACGAUUCGGAUAUGACGCUGGAGAAAUGGGAGUUUGAACCGUGCUGCGCGACGGUGUAUAUAGGGUGCUGGGGCAUCGUGGAGGCGCUGAGGUCUGGGGCUCAGAUUGUCAUCUGUGGGAGAUGUACCGAUGCUUCGCCGGUCAUGGGCGCUGCGGCGUGGUGGCACGGUUGGGGCGAGGAACAGUAUGCCGAGCUGGCUGGAUCGCUAGUCGCCGCGCAUCUGAUCGAAUGCGGGCCGUAUGUUGUCGGCGCGAACUUCUCGGGCUUCAAGAAUUUCAUGCCGGAGCUUGUUGAUCUGGGGUUUCCGGUGGCCGAGAUUGAUGCGUCCGGAUGCUGUGUGAUUGGGAAAACAAACGAAGGAGGGGGGCAUGUGACGAAGGAGACGGUGACUGCGCAGCUACUGUAUGAGCUGCAGGGUCAUUUGUACUUGAACCCAGACGUCGUGGCGGACUUGUCGGAUGUCACCAUUGAGCAGCAGCUGGGGGAGGUAGACCGAGUGAGGGUGCAAGGUGUAAAAGGUCUGCCACGACCAUCUACCACCAAAGUCAUGGUCGCAGCAAAGGGAGGCUUCCAGGCCGAGGCGACGUUCUAUAUCAACGGGCUAGACGUGGAGGAGAAAGCCGCAAUGAUGAAAGUACAGUUGGCGCAUAUUUUCCGAGACAGCAACUUCAGCAAAAUCAACAUUGAGCUGCUUGGUACUGCAGCAUCAAAUCCUCAAUCGCAACAGUCCGGUACUGUCUCGCUGAGGGUGUUUGCGCAGGCCCGGCGAAAAGAAGACAUCGACGAGAAGAGAUUCAAAGUACCCAUCUACGCAUUGAGAAUGCAGAGUUACCCUGGCUAUCACAUGAACCUCGAUUUCCGAACUAUGUCGCCUAGGCCGUUCAUGGAGAUGUUCCCCGGGUUGAUUCCCAUUGCCGACAUCGAUCACCGUGUGCAGAUGAGCACGGGGAAGGUCUUGCAUAUUGAUACCCCGAAGAGUGGUGUUUCCACCUACCCUGUCGCACGGCCGUCCUCCGAUACUGCUCAUCCCGCUGACCUCCUUGCCUUUGGGCCAACCGAGCUUGCGCCUUUGGGGAGUAUCGUCCAUGCCCGAUCGGGCGACAAAGGUGACAACUCCAACAUUGGAUUCUUUGUCCGUCACGAGGACGAGUAUAACUGGCUCCGUUCAGCAUUGAGUGUUCCCAGAUUGAAACAGUUGUUAGGUGAUGAUUGGUUUAGAGGUGAUCCUCAGCGUCGAGUUGAGCGAGUGGAGUUUCCGAAGAUUCUUGCACCGAAUACUCAACAAUUUGGAUGGCGGCAUCGCAUCCUCGGGCAGGAUUGA
This is a messenger RNA of Aspergillus melleus, 1746 nucleotides long. Its product is annotated as acyclic terpene utilization AtuA family protein. The record is from RefSeq and is a predicted model, not a curated record. The transcript has 2 exons. Bases 1 to 1746 code for a protein of 581 amino acids. NCBI's taxonomy places the organism in Eukaryota, Fungi, Ascomycota, Eurotiomycetes, Eurotiales, Aspergillaceae.